This is a messenger RNA of Polypterus senegalus (gray bichir), 1377 nucleotides long. RefSeq names its product COMM domain containing 2 (gene commd2). The transcript is spliced from 5 exons. Lineage: Eukaryota; Metazoa; Chordata; Cladistia; Polypteriformes; Polypteridae. Bases 134 to 733 code for a protein of 199 amino acids. The record is from RefSeq and is a predicted model, not a curated record.
GCGGAACGAUUAUUCGAAGAGUACAAACUAACGACGGAAGGUACCAUCUGUUGCAAAACUGCUCAGAUGACAAGGAAAUUGCAUUUAUUGUGCUUUAGGUUUCGGUAGCUUUUAACGUACUAAGGACAGAAAAAUGCUGCUGGUUCUGUCUGAUGAACAAAAGGAACACCUUUCUAUUCUAACGGAAGUAGACGUUGCAGUUGUAGCAGAGUUUGGAAGAAUAGCUAUGGAGUUUCUGAGACGAGGAUCUAACCCAAAAAUUUAUGAAGGAGCAGCAAGAAAGUUAAAUGUGGCAGUUGAGUCUGUACAGCAUGGUGUUGAGGGAUUAAUGUAUCUUCUUACAGAGAGUUCUAAGCUAAUGAUUUCAGAGGUAGACUUUCAAGAUUCAGUACUUGUUUUGGGGUUUUCUGAAGGACUAAAUAAGCUGCUGCUGCAGCUUUAUUUGGACAACCAUAAGGAGAUCCGAAGCAUUCUGGGUGAAUUGGCACCACAUUUGCCACACUACCAUAAUCUGGAAUGGAGACUUGAUGUUCAGCUUGCUAGCAGAGCACUAAGGCAACAGAUUAAACCAGUUGUAAGUUUUAAACUACACCUUGAACAAAAUGGAGAGAAAACUGCAAAGGUUGUACAAACUGACCCUGCUACCUUAUUGCACUUGAUCCAGCAAAUGGAACGGGCACUUGGAGAAAUGAAAACCAAUCAUUGUCGAAGAAUUGUACGCAACAUUAAAUAAUGGCUUUUUUGGACUUUUUACUUUAUAAAUAAAAAUGUAAACAGAAAAAGUACAUUUCAGAUAAACUGCACUUUCUAAAAAGUGUUUAAUCAGUAUUUUAAUACAUCUGUAGUCCCAGUCUUACUUGCAUAUUUUUACUUUAAAAAUAUUAUGAAAAUAUGAACAAGGAGAAGCUAAGAAAUUAGUUUUGUUCACCUUAAUUUUAUACACACUAUACACAACUUCCUGGUAUCUGAUGACAAAUGUAUAAUGCAUUACAUUGUUAAUUCUGUGGUUUGAACAGUAGAGGGAAGACUUACUGCAUCAGUAAUAUAUAGUGUCUCGCUUGUACAUUCCAGUUUAAAUGUCUUAACUGUUACUUUUAUAAAACAGCAUUGUUUAUUUGGUAGUUUGUGUUAUUUUUUAUUAUUUUCCCACUCUUCAAAGAUUAAGUUAAUGAACUUCUAAUGCUUGCUGUCAACCAGUAGCUUUAAUGGACUGUCAUUUGUCUAAAGUUAUAAAGCUAUAAAAUUUUUAAUUAUUAGCAACACUACCUUGCAAUCCAAUGACCUUUGCUUUCAUUUUUGAUUUGCUGUUGUCUAUGCAGUACAUUGUUUUUUCUAGCGGUAUCUCCAUCUUGGAAGCUAUUAAAAAUAUCAAAAAUA